AUGGCACCUCUCGAUGACGACUUCGUAUUCACCAUUUCCGACAACGAAGAUGGCUUCGCCGACGAAUUAGAAGAAACCGAACCGGCACCUACAUCAAACAACAAGCGCAAGCGCGAUUCAGACAUCGCCCCUUCCAAAAAGGACAAGAAGAAUAAGAAACAAAAGAAGAAGGCGCAACCGGAGCCCGAAUCAGAUGAGGAAGCAGCUAUCGAUGAGGACCUGGAUCCGGAGUUCGAAUUCCAGCUGGGCGAUGGCACGACGGCGAAUAUGGAAGAUUUCGAUGGUUGGACUGCACACAAUGCGCAAAAGAAUGCUGGCAAGCGUUUAGUCGACAUUGAUGACAUUAUCGCCAAGAGGAGGCAGGAGCAAAAGACAGAGGAUGGAGCAGAGGGAGGAGAGGAAGAGGACGAAUUCGCUGGUCUGAGUGACGGCGAGGACGAGACAUUAGCUGAGGACGCCUUCGGUAUGGGUGCUGCUCCCGGAGUCGAGAUCAACUCUGAAGACGAGGAGGAUGACGAGGACGAAGAGAAGGGAAGCGACGACGAGAGCAAUAGCGAGGCCGGUGAGGACUCUGAUGACGAGUCCAUUGCUGAGCAUGUUCCUCACCCCGACGAUGAACCAUCAGACGACUCAGACGCUGAAGAGAAAGAAGAUGCAGAAGAGGAGGAGAAGCGCGCCGCCUUCUUCGCUCCCGAGUCAAAUAUGGAGGGCGAGAAGGGUCCUGGAGCAAAGCCGGUAGGCUCGUUCCAGGAGCUUAGUCUGUCGCGUCCCAUCAUCAAGGGCUUGUCAUCUGUCGGUUUUACCGCUCCUACACCUAUCCAACACAAGGCUAUUCCUGUUGCUCUGCUCGGCAAGGACGUUGUCGGAGGUGCCGUUACUGGUUCCGGUAAAACUGCCGCCUUCAUCAUCCCUAUCCUCGAGCGUCUGCUAUACCGCCCGAAAAAGGUUGCCACCACCCGUGUCGCCAUUCUCAUGCCCACUCGUGAACUGGCUCUCCAAUGUUACAACGUUGCAGUCAAGCUAGCCAGUUUCACAGACAUUACAUUCGGUCAGGCUAUUGGUGGUAUGAGCUCUCGCGAGCAGGAGGCUGCCCUCAAGCAACGUCCUGAUGUCGUUAUCGCUACUCCUGGUCGUUUCAUUGAUUUCAUGCGCAACUCGUCAGCCUUCCAGGUCGACACUAUCGAGAUUCUGGUUCUCGAUGAAGCCGACAGAAUGCUGGAAGACGGUUUCGCAGAUGAGUUGAACGAGAUCUUGACAACUAUCCCCAAGUCAAGACAAACCAUGCUUUUCUCCGCUACCAUGACCUCAAGCAUCGACAACCUGAUUCGUGUUGGUCUUAAUCGCCCCGUCCGUCUCAUGGUCGACUCAAAGCGCCAGACUGUCGCAGGUUUGACGCAAGAGUUCGUCCGUCUGCGUCCCGGCAGAGAAGACAAGCGUAUUGGUUAUCUCCUCCACCUCGUCCAUGAAUCCUUCAGCACAAAGACUAUCAUCUUCUUCCGUCAAAAGAAGGAAGCCCAUCGCGUCCGUGUUAUCUUCGGUCUCCUUGGUCUCAAGGCCGCAGAACUCCACGGAAACAUGUCGCAAGAACAACGUAUCAACGCCAUCGAGGCUUUCAGAUCUGGUACCGCACAUUUCCUUCUCGCUACCGAUGUCGCUUCUCGUGGUCUGGAUAUCAAGAACGUCGACGCUGUCAUCAAUUACGAGGCACCGCAAACCCAGGAGAUUUACCUCCACAGAGUCGGUCGUACGGCUCGUGCUGGUAGACAAGGUAAAGCCUGCACACUAGCCGCCGAACCCGACCGCAAAGUCGUCAAAGCCGCCGUCAAGACUGCCAGAGGCCAAGGCGCCAUCAUCAAAUCUCGCAUCAUCGACCCCAAAAUCGCAGACGACUGGUCACGAAAGGUCGACUUGCUCGCAGUCGAGAUCGAAGAUGUACUCAAGGAGGAGAAGGAAGAAAAGGUCCUCGCAACAACAGAAAUGCAAAUGCGCAGGACGGAAAACAUCAUGACGCACGAAGACGAGAUCCUCAGCAGACCCAAGAAAACAUGGUUCGAAUCUGAAAAGGACAAGCGCGCAGCGAAGAUCAGAGGAAAGGAAGAACUCAAUGGUGUCAUGACUGCCGGUGCCAAACUCAAGGGCGACCGCAAGAAGCUAUCGAACAAGCAGAAGAAGAAGUUGGAAGACAAGGACGAGAGAAUGGAAGGUGGUGGUUGGAAGAAGGGUAAGGCUGAGAGG
Molecule: messenger RNA, 2235 nt
Organism: Aureobasidium pullulans EXF-150
Lineage: Eukaryota; Fungi; Ascomycota; Dothideomycetes; Dothideales; Saccotheciaceae
Product: DEAD-domain-containing protein
Exons: 1
Molecular function (GO): nucleic acid binding; ATP binding; RNA helicase activity
Source: RefSeq, a predicted model, not a curated record